Molecule: messenger RNA, 3340 nt
Organism: Scleropages formosus (Asian bonytongue)
Lineage: Eukaryota; Metazoa; Chordata; Actinopteri; Osteoglossiformes; Osteoglossidae
Gene: alpl
Product: alkaline phosphatase, biomineralization associated
Exons: 13
Coding region: 133-1911 (592 amino acids)
Biological process (GO): dephosphorylation
Cellular component (GO): plasma membrane
Molecular function (GO): alkaline phosphatase activity
Source: RefSeq, a predicted model, not a curated record
CGGAGGACAGAGACUGAGGGGACGUGCGCCGCUGUCGGGCUGCGCGACACGAAUGAAGCGUUUCUGGCGCUUUCUAAGCGGAGGAGCCGAGCGCGAGACACGUCGCAUGCUGGCACUGCUCUGCUACUUCACAUGCCGCCUGGCCCCCAAGGUGAAGCCCCUGGGCACCCCGUUGCACUUCUGAAACCCGGAGACCCGCCUUCGGCAGACUGCGCAGGCAGGGAUCCUUGGUAUCGGCACACAGCUCAGGACUUCUCCGCUUUGGCUCUGCAGCGUGACAGUCGUCUACAACCAGGGUUGCUGGGACACCAAAAAGAAGACGCCAUGGAGCUGCUGAGCCUCAUCCUGUUGUGGGGUUUCCUGCUCGGAGGAGUCCGGGCAAAGCCCCUUUUCCCAGAGCACGAGAAGGACCCCGCCUUCUGGCAUUCGUGGGCACAGCGGACCUUGAGGACGGCUCUGUCACUCCAGGACCUCAACAAAAACAUUGCCAAAAACCUCAUUCUCUUCCUUGGCGAUGGAAUGGGUGUUUCCACGGUGACGGCAGCCCGCAUUCUAAAAGGGCAGCUAAAUAGGCAAAGUGGGGAGGAGACGGAGCUGGAGAUGGACAAGUUCCCUUAUGUGGCGCUCGCUAAGACAUACAACACCGAUUCCCAGGUGGCUGACAGUGCUGGAACUGCCACUGCCUUUCUGUGUGGUGUGAAGGCCAACUGGGGGACGGUCGGUGUGAAUGCAGCUGCUGUGCGGAACCAGUGCAACACCACUACUGGCAACGAGGUCACCUCUAUCCUCAAGUGGGCCAAGGAUGCAGGCAAGUCAGUGGGCAUUGUCACGACAACACGUUUGAACCACGCUACGCCCAGUGCGGCAUACGCCCACUCAGUGAGCCGCGACUGGUUUUCAGACGCAGAUAUGCCACGCGAGGCACUGCAGGCUGGCUGUAAAGACAUCGCCAGGCAACUCUUCGAGAACAUUCCUGACAUAAACGUGAUUAUGGGUGGUGGACGUAGAUACAUGCUCCCAAAGAAUACCUCGGAUGUGGAAUACCCCAAUGAGGCCAAGCACCAAGGCACCCGCUUGGAUGGGCGAGACCUGCUGGAGGAGUGGCAGAUGAAGAUGAGACACGAGAGAGGUGUUUAUGUGUGGAAUCGAAGGGAUCUCUUGGCAUUAAACCCCAACAAUGUAGACUAUUUACUAGGUCUCUUUGAGCCCUCGGAUAUGACCUAUGACUUGGAGCGGGACAAGGAGUCAGACCCUUCCUUGACUGAGAUGGUGGACAUGGCCAUUAAAGUUCUGAGGAAGAACCCUCGGGGUUUUUACCUCUUGGUAGAAGGAGGGCGCAUUGACCAUGGUCAUCAUGAAGGCAAGGCCAAGCAGGCCCUGCAUGAGGCUGUUGAGAUGGAUCGUGCCAUUGGCAGGGCUGGUCUCCUGACCAGUGAGUGGGACACCUUGACCGUAGUGACUGCAGACCACUCACAUGUUUUCAACUUCGGCGGCUACACCAUGCGGGGAACCUCCAUCUUUGGUCUAGCACCCAUGUUGAGUGAUAUAGACCACAAACCCUUCACUUCCAUUGUUUAUGGGAAUGGACCAGGAUACAAAGUGGUCAACGGCACCCGAGAGAAUGUCUCCACCAUUGACUUUUACAAUGACAACUACCAGGCCCAGGCUGCGGUGCCCCUCAGUCUGGAGACCCAUGGGGGGGAGGAUGUGGCUGUGUUCGCCAAGGGCCCCAUGGCCCACCUUCUGCAUGGUGUCCAUGAGCAGAACUACAUCCCCCAUGUUAUGGCCUAUGCUGCCUGCAUUGGCCAGAACCAGCGACAUUGUCUUUAUGCCAGAAGCGAGGCCCCAGAGCUCAGCUUGACCUGGUCCAGCCUUUUCACCCUGCUCACAGUCGGCCACCUGCUGUGCUGACCCGUACAAACAGUAUAUCACCCUUUCUGGCCACCAUUGACACCAGCCCUGCUCUUUCCCACCACCCACGUCCCGGUCCUACACUUUAUGUUUAAACCUGUUAUUCACAUUUCAAAUCACAAUUGCAGAAGAGUUUAGCUACCUGAAUCACUGGCAUGAAAACGAAAGAAGUUCGCAAAGUAUGUAAAUGUUCAGAAGUGUUAAAAGGAUGUUUUCAGGUGGAAUUGUAUGUGGCUUUUCCGGAAAGAGGUGAUGAGGUCAACAUGUGGACUUAGAUUCGAAAGAACUUUAGUUGUCUGAAAAGGGGAAUCAUGUCACUAUAAUAAGGAAUUUUUUUUUACAAUAAAAUCUCUCAUUUGUUUUUUAAAGAUUCUGUUUUGUAUGUCCAUGUGUAUAACUAAAGCACCAUUAUCAGAUGAAAUCAAACACAUCAGGUAUAAAAAAAUGUUUGAACCAUGUAUCUUGCAUCAGAAGUUUUAAUGUGUAUACAUUUUAAUGAUUGUUGUGCAAUGUAACACUGAAAUAUUUAUCUACCGGAUAAACAGGGAAUAAUUAGUACCUUAAGAGAAAUAGGUCAUUUUGCUAACAAAUAGUAUUUUUUCUCUCGAUCAUGCAGAGAUGAGGAUAGUGGAGUUUAUUUUAAGUGCAGCAGGUGGUUGGAAAUCCUGUGCUAUGGUGACGUGAAAGAAUGAAGAGACGCCAGGACUUGAAGAUCGAGUAAGAACCAGGAGACACGGAGACGGUAGAACUUUGAUGGACCCAACAACGGGGUGAUAUAGGGAACAUGAUGGGCUGUAAACAGGAAAACGAUGCUUGAAACAGGAGGCAGGAACAUAUGAGCGGAUCACUCAGAGCAAACUCUAGCAGGCACAAAAUGCAAAAUAUACUCAACAAAAGUCUGGAGCCUGAAAGGCCUGUUGUGUGGCUAAAUGCUUGUUGAGUUAUUCAUUGGGUUGUUGGUUCUUGAGCAACUGAAUGAUUCAUAGAUUCACAACAGGUGUGAUGGUUUCUGGUAGGUGGCCCAGAGCAGGGGCCUCUGAUUGUAACUGGAGGUAUUGCUCCCACGCUCAUGACAUUUUUAUUAAUCACUUUAUCCUUAAAUCUAUAUGCAUUCCUUUCAGACUUACUUACAUCUGAAUUUAUUGUUAAUCUUUCUACAUCUACCUCCGAAGCCAGUCAGACAUGUGAAUCAUGAGUGGGUUCAUGUAGGCUUCUGACCAGUUGCCUUCAGAGUUGACUCUUCAAGGAAUGAGGAAGACUCUUUCUCUUAAGUCCAAGCUUCAGGGGAUGCAUUUAGACAACUUCCAGCAUGUUUAUAAAGUGCUGUACCUAGAUUUUAAAGGUUUUUCAUUUAUCAACGCAUUGUUUAAGUUGUGUGAAACUGCCUUUUGUCUUUCUCUGUAGUAGCCAUUGUUUCUUGUUAUAAAAA